Messenger RNA from Mycena indigotica, 1290 nucleotides. RefSeq lists its product as uncharacterized. The coding region runs from base 1 to 1290 and encodes 429 amino acids. NCBI's taxonomy places the organism in Eukaryota, Fungi, Basidiomycota, Agaricomycetes, Agaricales, Mycenaceae. The record is from RefSeq and is a predicted model, not a curated record. The transcript has 5 exons.
AUGUGCUGUAUUGCCUCACGCCCACGCCUACGCCCAGCAGGCUUGUCUCCCCACCACCACCACCUCCCUUCUCCUCCGUUUCCUUCUUCGCUGCUCCCGCGCCAGCCGCGCGAGCCUUCGUUAUUUGCCAUCGUCCAUUCGCUGGCCGUCUAUCCCGUUCCUCUUUCCUCUAUUCUUCUCACGACCCCCACAAUGAAGCUCGCCCUUACCCUGCUCGUCGGCGCCGCAGUCGUCUCCGCCGUCCCCGCCCCGGUCAAACGGGGGGUGAACUGCCCCGGCGCGGACAAGGACGGCGCGCGGCUGGCGACGAGCGACACGAGCCGGGACACGCUUGGGAACGUCUUCGCGGUGUGCACGUACUCUGGCGCGGGGCCGUGCACGUACUUCUCUGACGGCUCGUUCUCGUCGGGCUCGAGCCAGUGCCCGAAGGGGCUGCCGCAGGAUGCAACAGCCGCGGGCUCGGGCGCUUCUUCUUCCGGGAUAGGCAGCCAGUCAGGCGGACAAGGGCAGGCGGGCGCCCAGAAAGGAUCCAUCUCGGCCGCCGCCAAGUGCCCCGCGGGCGACAAGGCGGGCAGUUCGCUGGCGUCGUCCAGCGUGAGCGAGGAUAAUCUGGGCAACGCGCUCGUGCAGUGCGACUACCCCAAGGCGGGCGCGUGCACGUAUUUCACGGACGGCUCGUUCUCCUCGGGAUCUAGCGACUGCCCCGUCGGCGUCAACCAGGCCGGGAACGGCGGGAAGCAGACCACCACUACCCCCCCGCCCGUGCAAACAACUCCUCCCCCCCCCCCCGCCGCCUCCUCCCGCAACCUCUUCCGCCCCGCCCACCACAUCCGCUCCGCCCGCCGAAUCGUCCUCCGCCCCGCCCACUACUUCCUCGGCACCACCCGCGGAGUCCUCCGCCCCGCCCGCACCCCCGCCGCCGCUGUCGACCGAGAUCCAGUUCACGACCGUGAUCGUCCCCGCGCCCACCCCGAGCGACAACGGCGGCGGCGUCGCGAACGCGAAGGGCGGGGACCCCGUGGGCGGGCUGUCCGGCGGCGCGCUCGCGGUAGGCCAAGGGGCAGGGAAGAAGGGGAGUGUGUUGGUGGGGAGUUUGGUUUUGGGGGUGGUGCUUGCGCUGUUGUAGUGUGUGGAGUGGAGUGGUAUGGAUGGUGGAUUGAGGACAAUGAUACUGGACAAUACGUGUUUGUACCUACCGUCAUGCAGACGAUUGUGUACUGUGUUUGCAGCCGUGUACGUGUCGCGCAGGGGUGUGUUCGACCCCGCGGACACUUAUGUCGUCGAGCGUGA